GCCAUCAUCACCUCCUUACAAGCAGCCUCAAGUCAAGUCGAGCACACCGCACAAAAGCAGUCUCUCUCUAGUAACUUUUGCCCCUGAACACACUCGAUCUCGAUCUAUCAAUCUGUCCUAUGGCGCCGACCAGGAGAAACCAAAACCCCAUUGUGUUCCUGGAUCUCAACAUCGGCGGCGAGUACGUUGGCCGCGUUGUCAUCGAGCUGUUCGCCGACAAGGUGCCCAAAGCGGCGGAGAACUUCCGGCUGCUGUGCACCGGCGAGCGCGGCAACGGCCUGCACUACAAGGGCGUGCCAUUCCAUCGGGUGGUGCCCGGGUUCAUGUGCCAGGGCGGCGACAUCACCGCGGGCAACGGCACCGGCGGUGAGUCCGCCAUCGGAGACGGCCGGUACUUCCCCGACGAGGGUCUCGGCGCCGUCCGGCACGACGCCCCCGGCGUGGUGUCCAUGGCGAACGCCGGGCCCAACACCAACGGCUCCCAGUUCUUCAUCACCUUCGACGAGGCGCCGUGGCUGGACGGCCGCCACGUCGCGUUCGGCCGCGUCGUCGAUGGGAUGGGCGUCGUGCGCGCCAUCGAAAAGGCCGGGUCCAUGAGCGGCAGGACGGUGAGGCCCGUCGUCAUCGCCGACUGCGGCGAGCUCAAGUUCCGCGCCCUGUUCUGAUUAAGGGUUAAAAUUUACUCUCUACUAAACCUGACAACUAUAUGUAUACACAUUCGUAUGCGUACAAUUACAAGAUACGUGUGAGAAACUAUGUAGAGCAUAUGUGUGCUUGUGUCCUCAUCGUUCAUGCAUGUGCACCUAGCUAUUUGUUGUGUUGACCUAUACGACUAAUGCUGAUGUGUGUGAGAUCAAAUGGUUGGUUAUUGAGUUAAUAAAUUGCUGACUUUUGGGUUUGGUGCCAA
Molecule: messenger RNA, 907 nt
Organism: Panicum hallii
Lineage: Eukaryota; Viridiplantae; Streptophyta; Magnoliopsida; Poales; Poaceae
Product: peptidyl-prolyl cis-trans isomerase-like
Exons: 1
Coding region: 120-665 (181 amino acids)
Biological process (GO): protein folding; protein peptidyl-prolyl isomerization
Molecular function (GO): peptidyl-prolyl cis-trans isomerase activity
Source: RefSeq, a predicted model, not a curated record